This is a messenger RNA of Schistocerca serialis cubense, 4137 nucleotides long. RefSeq names its product peptidoglycan-recognition protein LA-like. The record is from RefSeq and is a predicted model, not a curated record. Bases 28 to 1608 code for a protein of 526 amino acids. Gene Ontology annotation, biological process: peptidoglycan catabolic process. Lineage: Eukaryota; Metazoa; Arthropoda; Insecta; Orthoptera; Acrididae. Gene Ontology annotation, molecular function: zinc ion binding; N-acetylmuramoyl-L-alanine amidase activity. The transcript is spliced from 5 exons.
GACGCGACGUGACGGCUAUGCGCGGGAAUGCUGGACGGCGACCACCGCGCAGCUGACGGCGGCGGCAGACGCGAAACUGAAGGCGAUGGCGGAGACGUGGCUUCGGCCGCCAGCUCGGAGGCCGCAGGGACGGCGGCUGCCGCUCGGACAGAGGCAGCCGUCGAAGAUGUCAGCGACAGCGACAGUGACAGCUUCAGCUGGACCAGCUCCGUGGCCGGCGAGAGCCUGGCGGACGAUGCGGUGCCAGCGAACGCGCUCGCGGCGGUGGGGGUGGACCAGGGGGGCGUGGUCCCGUUCGGGCUGGCAGACCCGCGCCGCCACCUGAGUCCCGGCCCCACCUUCGGCAACGUUGCCGUCGCCAACUCUACCGACGUCCAGUUCGGUAACAAGACGUUCUUCAACGGGCCCGUCACUAUCAAACAGGUGGUAUACGCCAAGGAUGUGGAGGGCGCCGCUGCCACGGCCGUGCCCGCCGCCGGCACGGGCGCUAGCGUCGCGCACGUCGACCCCGCCGCCCCCGACAAGACCGCCGUCGUCGCCGAGGGAGUCCGCCUCAAGGUGCUGCAGCCCAUCGUCGCCAACGGCAAGGCGGCGCGCGCCAACGGUGCUGUUCCUUCCACAAGCAGUGAGUCCGUGACGGGAACCAACUGCUGCGAAAUACCUGGCUUCUCCGGAGCCGGCAAACCAGCCCUGUCGUGGCCUCCACGGCAGUUACCUCACAGUCUCGCCAUCGCCGCCGCCGCAGCCGUCUCGCCGCCGCUGUCGCCACAGUCAAUUCGUCGCCUCCGUCUUCGUCAACGCCGCCGCCAUCACCGCUGUCGUCAGCACCACGUCACUGGGUGUCCCCUGCCAUCUCGGCGACACUUCGUCACCGGUGAAGGAGAGGGCGUCCGCCGGAGCUGGUGGCGCCGCCUGUGGAAGACGACCAGGGAGCGCAACAUGGCGCUUUGCGGCGCGGCAGCGGCGCUGCUGCUGGUGGGGGGCAUCAUGAGCGUGGCCAGCGCGCUCAUCAGGGACUUCAACAGGGCUUCGUACAAGCCCAGCGUGCCCGAGCUGCCCAAGCCCUGGGAGACAGCCGAGACGAACGUGACGCUGAGCGGCAAGCUGUACAUCGUCCCUCGUCGCGACUGGCUGGCUAUGCCGCGGCUGGACCCCCCGGACUACUUGCAUCCGCCGGUGCCCUACGUCAUCAUCAGCCACUCGGCCACAGAGGGCUGCGACACGCAGGCCGCCUGCACGCAGAUGGUGCGCUUCAUCCAGACCUUCCACAUGGAGAGCCGGCACUGGUCCGACGUCGGCUACAACUUCAUGGUGGGCGGCGACGGAUACGCGUACGAAGGCCGCGGCUGGACUGUAGUCGGGGCGCACACCUACGGCUACAACAACCGCAGCAUCGGCCUCAACAUGAUCGGCACCUUCAUCAAAGUGCUACCCUCGGAAGCGCAGUUGGUCGCCCUGCGCCAGCUCAUAGAGUUGGGCGUCCAGGAAGGCUACGUCGCCGAGAACUACAAGCUGCUGGCGCACCGGCAACUGUCCGCCACCGAGAGCCCAGGCACCAGGUUGUAUGAGGAGCUGAAGACGUGGCCCCACUGGUCCCAAACCCCGUGAGCCUUCCUUUCACCUUGUGAAACAUUCGACUUUUCUGAAGUUCGGCCCCUUAUCCUUGAGACCACGAAGCAGGUCUGGUGAACAUUGGAAAUCUUUGACGUCAGGGCCCAAGUCCUCUGAGGCGACAAAUCAGCUCUGGUGCAUAUUGGAUACGACCGACGCCAGUUUCCUGAAACUUAAGUCCUGAUCCGUACUGGUCACCUUUUAUGAGGCCACGGGGCAACAACAUCUAAACAGGCUAACUCAAAGGUGCAAGAGUCAAAUACAAUAAUAUAGUAGAGACUAUGCACGUUCUUAUGCAGACUUACACAGCCAUUGUAACCGAACGUAAAAUCUUCUGGGCGAUCAGGCGUGUUAUUUUCGCCUUGUGCUGCUUCUACAAGCUUCAACUGUCGAAAGCCAGUGAGGACAAUCUCCCGUGUUCUUUCUGAAGAAAUGGCAUUAAAAAUUCCCACGGCUCCGCCUUACAGACCAUGUUAACUGCUCGGUGUUUACCUAUUAAUAGUGCGCUACCUACAACUCAGAUUUUCAUGUGUAGUCAUCGCUAUUAAUCAAGUGCACAAAAACCAAUUAAGGGGGGUAGGACGUCAAACGGGCCGACUUCGAGCAGGAGAAGCACCACAGGACAUUUUAAUUUCUACUGACUAUACUUUUACAAAUAAAUUCAUAAAACUUUGUCAGCAUGACCAGGAAAGAUUGAGGACUCACACUCAUAGCAGUGGAAGUUCAAAAACGCAGUAAAAUACCUUUCUUUUACAUGUGAAAUUUCAUCAUUUUUUCACUUACUACUGGCUGCAUUUGUUUGUGUACGUACACUUUUCUUCCUAAGUAUGAGAGAUUCUUCGAUGAAUUUUGCACAGCAUACAAGCAGUACUUACAGGUGUAUGAAACUCUAGAAUUUUCCAAAUCUAUUAAAAACUGUGGUAAAAAUGGAGAUAAUUAACUAUAAAAUUGGAGUUUUUUCUAAACAUGAAGUUUAAAAUGUAACAGUUCAUUCAUUUUUUCAUAAAUUAAAUAAACUCUAGAGUUUCAUACACAUGUAACUAUAGUUUGUAUGCUGUGCAAAAUUCACCGAAGAAUCUCUUUUACUCAAGAAGAAAAGUGUACCUAUAGCAACAAAUGCAGCCAGUAGAAAGUGAAAAAAAUGAUGAAAUUUCACAUGUAAAACAAUGUAUUUUGCUACGUUUUUGAGCUUCCACUGCUAUGAGUAUGAAUCCUGAAUCCUUCCUGAUCAUGCUUUCAAAGUUUUAUGAAUUUAUUUGUAAAAGUAUAGACAGUGGAAAUUGAAAUGUCCUGUGGUGCCUCUUCUGCUCCAAGUCGGCCCGUUUGACGUCCUACCCCCCUUAAAUUGGCUUACCAGCGGUAUCCUGAGUAUUUGUACCCAGUAACAACUGGUUCACUCUGCUAAAGAAAUCAGAAGACCACUGAAGAAGAUCCCAGUAGAGGGGUCGAAACAUUGAGUAAAAUGGAUUAAUGAUGCAGCCUCAUCAGCGACAAGAUUUCACUUCCAAUGGCCGCUUAAUUAUCACAACUAUCACGACAACUACGUCCACACUGCGAUAGUGUUUUGAGUGACAGUCGAUCCUUCAAAUUCAGAGAAUCGUUAGAUCACAAAUGCAUUGGACACUGUACCAAACGAAAACAAUAUCUGUUAUUCACUGCUGGUGCAGAAUCAAAAAUCGCAAGAACCAAAGUUUGGCAACAUACUUGGUAAAUCGCAUGAAGCAUGGCAUGGCAUGGAAUGAGAAGGUAACUUCCGCAACACAACUACGUAUUCAACGCUCCACUUCAUCAAAAUUAGCAAAACUAAUUCACAAUUAAAUCAAAUGAAGAUACUUUUGUUGAAAAUUCGAACUUACAAGUGUAGGGCUAUUCGCUUCAUCAGCAUUAUGAGUAAUGUACGUUAAAACAGAUUUGUUGUUCACUAAAGGGGCCGAAACAAAACCACCAUCAUCCGAAGAUUUAUGUGUGAUUGCUUUACCAACAAAUUUCGCGGCAGCCGCAGUCUGUCUGCAGUACAUUCCAAAUACUGCAGCUAAACUGUAAUUCGACAGCAACUAAACGUGAAACACAGAGAAAGGGCCUUGAACGUUUCUAAAUGAUGUCCCAUAUGUGAUAUAUAAAUAUCUCGGUUUGUGUUUGAGGUACAAAAGAGUCAUCGAAAACUUGUUCAUCGUUUCCUCAGUGGUGGACGAAUCGCAAUUUUUCUGUGGGCGAUUCCGAUAUAAUUGGAGAAUGUACAUGAAUCUCAUCCAGAAGAUGGCGCACAUAGUGUGCUUUCAUAGCCGAGGUCUACAAAUAUUCUUUUAUAGAUUUUUCUCAGAAAAAUACAAUACUUUAUUCACUUAUUCGAUUUAUACGUCUUCCCUAAUUACAGAUAUGUAAAAUAAGAAGGGAAAAGACGAGAGUGUAAGUUUAUGUAAACAAAUAAUGUAUGAAAGAUGAUUAGAAAUAUAAUUUCUGAUCAUAUUUUUAAAUGCAAUUGUACUUGCAGUGUUUCACAAUAAAACAUGAUGCUUUAUACAAUUA